Piliocolobus tephrosceles (Ugandan red Colobus) is the source of this 6244-nucleotide messenger RNA. It is a transcript of the gene SACK1B, whose product is annotated as scaffolding CK1 anchoring protein B. The transcript is spliced from 5 exons. Bases 124 to 3159 code for a protein of 1011 amino acids. Gene Ontology annotation, molecular function: protein kinase binding. The record is from RefSeq and is a predicted model, not a curated record. Gene Ontology annotation, biological process: signal transduction. Gene Ontology annotation, cellular component: cytoplasm; membrane. Lineage: Eukaryota; Metazoa; Chordata; Mammalia; Primates; Cercopithecidae.
UCGGCAGCGGGCGCGGUGUGGCGGGCGCGGUUGCGCGCGGCUUGGGGCGCUCCUGGCCGUAAAUACUUCUCACCACUGCAUGAAUGGACAUUUGAAAGUCCCCAUAGUCAAACACUUGCAAGCAUGGAGACCUCAUCAAUGCUUUCCUCAUUGAAUGAUGAGUGUAAAUCUGACAACUACAUUGAGCCGCACUACAAGGAAUGGUAUCGAGUAGCCAUUGAUAUUCUGAUUGAACAUGGGUUAGAAGCAUACCAAGAAUUUCUUGUCCAGGAACGAGUUUCAGACUUUCUUGCUGAGGAAGAAAUUAAUUAUAUUUUGAAAAAUGUCCAGAAAGUUGCACAAAGCACAGCACAUAGUACUGAUGAUUCCUAUGAUGAUACCUCAUCUUCAGGGACCUACUGGCCUGUUGAGUCUGAUGUGGAAGCUCCAAAUCUUGACUUAGGCUGGCCAUAUGUGAUGCCUGGACUCUUAGGGGGCACCCAUAUAGAUCUCCUUUUUCAUCCACCAAGAGCACAUCUACUUACAAUAAAGGAAACUAUUCGGAAGAUGAUAAAAGAAGCAAGAAAGGUCAUUGCUUUAGUGAUGGAUAUAUUUACAGAUGUGGACAUUUUCAAAGAAAUAGUUGAGGCAUCAACUCGAGGAGUAUCUGUUUACAUUCUGCUUGAUGAGUCCAAUUUUAAUCAUUUUCUAAAUAUGACUGAGAAACAAGGUUGUUCAGUUCAGCGUCUCAGGAAUAUUCGAGUACGAACAGUAAAAGGCCAAGAUUAUCUUUCAAAAACAGGGGCAAAAUUCCAUGGAAAAAUGGAACAGAAAUUUUUGUUAGUUGACUGCCAGAAAGUGAUGUACGGUUCUUACAGCUAUAUGUGGUCAUUUGAGAAAGCUCACCUCAGCAUGGUUCAGAUAAUUACAGGACAACUUGUUGAGUCCUUUGAUGAAGAAUUUAGAACUCUCUAUGCCAGAUCCUGUGUCCCCAGUUCAUUUGCUCAGGAAGAAUCAGCAAGGGUGAAGCACGGCAAAGCCCUCUGGGAAAAUGGCACUUACCAGCAUUCGGUUUCUUCAUUAGCAUCUGUUUCCAGCCAAAGAAACCUUUUUGGUAGACAAGACAAGAUUCAUAAACUAGAUUCUAGUUACUUCAAAAACAGAGGGAUAUAUACUUUAAAUGAACAUGACAAAUAUAACAUAAGAAGUCAUGGAUACAAACCUCAUUUUGUUCCAAACUUUAAUGGUCCAAAUGCAAUACGUCAGUUUCAACCCAGUCAGAUAAAUGAAAAUUGGAAAAGACAUAGUUAUGCUGGGGAACAGCCAGAAACAGUGCCAUACCUCCUGCUUAAUAGAGCUCUGAAUAGAACCAAUAAUCCACCUGGUAAUUGGAAAAAGCCAUCUGAUAGUCUCAGUGUGGUGUCCUCAUCACGGGAAGGCUAUGCAAGCCACCACAACGCACCCACCCAGAGUUUUGCCAAUCGGCUUGCACAGAGAAAAACCACAAAUCUUGCAGAUAGGAAUUCAAAUGUUCGGAGGUCUUUUAAUGGAACAGAUAACCAUAUCCGCUUUUUGCAACAACGAAUGCCAACUCUUGAACAUACUACAAAGUCAUUCCUGCGUAACUGGAGAAUUGAAUCCUACUUAAAUGAUCAUUCAGAAGCUAUACCAGACUCAAAUGGAUCAGCUUUAGGUGACCGAUUUGAGGGCUAUGAUAAUCCUGAUAAUUUGAAGGCCAAUGCCCUUUAUACUCAUUCUCGGCUUCGUUCCUCUUUAGUAUUUAAACCCACUUUACCUGAGCAAAAGGAAGUUAACAGUUGUACAACUUGCUCCUCAAAUUCAACUAUCAUUGGUUCUCAGGGAAGUGAGACACCUAAAGAGGUCCCAGACACCCCUACAAAUGUACAGCAUUUGACAGACAAACCCUUGCCAGAAUCAAUCCCCAAGCUCCCAUUGCAGUCAGAGGCACCAAAAAUGCACACCUUGCAGGUUCCUGAAAACCACUCAGUAGCCUUAAACCAAACUACAAAUGGCCAUACUGAAUCAAAUAACUAUAUAUACACAACCUUGUGUGUAAAUAAGCAGACAGAAAAUCUAAAGAAUCAACAGACUGAGAAUCUACUUAAAAGGCGAAGUUUCCCAUUAUUUGACAACUCAAGAGCCAACUUAGAUCCUGGAAAUAGUAAGCAUUAUGUAUAUAGUACACUUACCAGGAAUCGAGUUAGACAACCAGAAAAGCCCAAAGAAGAUUUGCUGAAAAGUUCUAAAAGCAUGCACAACGUGACUCAUAACUUGGAGGAGGAUGAGGAGGAAGUCACCAAGGAAAACCCUCCAAGUGGCACUACUACCAAAUCAAUUUCCAUUGCUGCUUUACUUGAUGUGAAUAAAGAGGAAUCCAACAAAGAACUCGCUACAAAGAAGGAAGUUAAGGGUUCCCCAAGUUUUUUGAAGAAGGGGUCUCAGAAGUUAAGGUCAUUACUUAGCCUUACCCCAGAUAAGAAAGAAAAUCUAUCCAAAAAUAAAGCACCUGCCUUUUAUAGAUUGUGUAGUAGCUCUGACACAUUAGUUUCUGAGGGUGAAGAAAAUCAAAAACCAAAGAAAUCAGACACAAAAGUUGAUUCAUCUCCUAGAAGAAAACAUUCUUCCUCAUCGAAUUCUCAAUGCAGCAUCCACAAGAGUAAGGAAGAUGUAACAGUUAGUCCAUUUCAAGAGAUAAAUGCUCCAUCAAAUGAAAAUAAAAGAACACCUUCUCCAGGUCCAGUUGAAAGCAAGUUCUUGGAAAGAGCAGGAGAUGCCUCUGCCCCAAGAUUUAACACCGAACAGAUCCAAUACCGAGACUCAAGGGAGAUGAAUGCAGUUGUCACUCCUGAAAGAAGACCAACUUCUACUCCAAGGCCAACGUCCAAUGAGCUUCUACGAUCUCAUUCAACUGAUAGGCGUGUUUACAGUCGUUUUGAGCCAUUUUGUAAGAUUGAGAGCUCUAUUCAGCCAACAAGCAACACGCCAAAUACCAGUAUAAAUCGCCCAGAAAUAAAAUCUGCGACUGUGAGCAACAGUUAUGGCAGGUCUAGUCCAAUGCUGAGUUACAACACUGGUGUUUAUCGCUCGUAUCAACCCAAUGAGAACAAGUUUCGAGGAUUUAUGCAAAAGUUUGGAAACUUUAUACACAAAAAUAAAUAGCUAUUAAAAUGCAAAAUGAAUGAGGCUAUAAAUAUUUGUCCAAAGAAAAUUGUGGACAGUCUUUGUAACAUGCCAAUAGAUUUUCCUAAGGACAGAAUUAUGGGUAUGAUAUCUAUGUUUACCAGUGUCCUCAUAUAAAGUUAUUUUUCUGUGUGAUAAAGUUAGGGUCUGCUGUAGAUAGAAUUUCUCUGUAAACACAUGAUUUGUAAGUGGUAGUGGUAAAAAUAACAGGUGUAUUUAAAUCAUUUUCUUUAGACUGAAGAUUUUAAGUCUCACUUAGAAACUUUCGUGGAUGAUAUAUGGUGUGUGGUGUAUGGAUUUUAACCAUUUCCUUUUAAAAAGGUCAUACUACCCUCAGUAACCCUUUAUAAUAUGUCUUUAUAGUAUUUUCAUAUCUUCAAAAAUAUAAGCAAAUGGGACAAAGCCUUUUUUUAAGAUUAAAUUCUACAGGAUAACUUGUUAUAUUUUAUUAAUAUUAAUUUUUCUCUGGAGCAUUGUACAGCUGUUUGGACAACAGCAGUACCUUUUAAACUUUUUUUUUUUUUUUUUUUUUUUUGGCCUGAAGUGUUUGCAAAGUAUCAGUCUCAUGCAGUAUAAUGACAUUCGUAGGAAUUUAUUUUCCUAAGCCUUUGAAAACGGUCUGGGAUGUGCUUCUCUCUACACUGGACCCAGGGAGCUGUCCCCCUCUUACCCAUAGGCUGCUGAUUUUUUAUAGUCAUUCCUUACUUCACAUUUAGAACAAACCAGUAGGAAUUUAGAAAAUCUGAAUGGAUUCCCCCUCCUUUUUCUUUUGUGUAAAAGCUUUUAGAAAUGUAAAUUUCUGCCUACAUUUUUGUUAGAUUGGCAUGACAAUGCGAAGGGGUCCUUGUGAAAAUUCUUGCUCCUUUUUUUUUCUCUUUUGAGAUGGAGUCUUGCUCUGUCUCCCAGGCUAGAGUGCAGUGGAAUGAUCUUGGCUUACUGCAACCUCUGCCUCCCCAGUUCAAACGAUUCUUCUGCCUCAGCCUCCUGAGUAGCUGGGAUUACAGGUGCACACCACCACACCUGGCUAAUUUUUGUAUUUUCAGUAGAGACAGGAUUUCACUAUGUUGGCCAGGCUAGUCUUGAACUCCUGACCUCAUGAUAUGCCCGCCUUGGCCUCCCAAAGUGCUGGGAUUACAGGUCUUGCUCUUCUUUAAGUUGUGCCAAAUAUGAUAUGACUGCAUAGUGUUUUUGUAAGAAUACCAUUGGGAAAAUGAAAAGUUGUACUGAGCUAGUUCGUCCAUGAUUUGAGGAUGAUAUUCAGAUUAUAAGAUACCCUUUGUCUUUCUUACAGUAAUGAAGUAUAAGCUCCAUAUCUGUUCCAGAGACUUUAACUUGACUUUGCUUCAUUCACAAAGAACAGAAUUCAAGAAGCAAUGCAUCCUGUGAGAAGUGUGAAGUGUUUUUACAUCACUUUAAAUAUAUUACUUAAUACAUUCUAAGUUGCUGUGUGGAGCAGUAUACUGUUGUUUUAAAAAUGCAAGAUUCAGACAAAUUUUUAUAUGUAUCUCAUUAAAAUAAUUAAAAUAAUGGUAUAAAAUAUCUAUGUCAUUAAAAUAAUUUUCCGUAGUGUUUAGAAACCAUACAAAAGAAAACAUAGCAGGAGAAAAUAUGACAGGAAAAGAAAACCUAACAAAGCCAAGAACCCACAGUUAACCAAACUAGACUGACUUUGUUAUUACCCAUUCUUUGUUAGUAUUGGAUGGGGAAUUAGGAUAAUGAGCCAUUAGGCAGUUCUGAAAUGGAAAGCCCUGAAAUUUAGUGCAAUGUAACUUUAAAAUUGAAAUUAUAUAAAGAGUAGAAGUUUAAUCAUGUUUAAUUACAACCAAAAGCCUGUUGCCUUUUUGUACAGAAAUUUCCUUAAUUUCAGGAAAUAUAGAUAGCUUAUGAAAACAUCCUUUUAAAUAGUUCCUGAGCUCUUCCUCUUAAGUGGAAUUGAGGAGUACAGAGUGCUUUAUUUCAUCAUCCCCUGACAGGUAACUUAGGCUUUUGCACAGCAGAUUUACUUUUCUCUGCGUUUUUUAAAAAUUGUUUUUCUUGCAUCUUUUUUCUUCAAAAAUAUCUAUAUUUGAGAAUAUGUACAUAGCAACUUUCCAAAGUCUCUGUGGCCAAGAAACUCUCCAGGGAUAAGACUGAGCAAGAGUAUAAUACUUCAAAAAAUGUACAGCUACUGUUUAAGUUUUAAACAGACACCAUCACAGUUUGUGGAUGAAAUAGUUUUAGGCCAUAUACUUUCUGUCUUUUUCUCCCCAUAUUAAUAUUGGGGGACAGAUCAUAUCACUUUGAUGUGUACUGAUAUUAAAGUUUGGUAAUGCAGUUUUUACUCUAUAUGCAAUACUGUACAUUAGUUUUUAAGCAGAAACACAAGAAAAUGGGUGUAAUUUCAAAGUAGUUCUUGGCAGAUGGCUACAGAAUACUGUAAGUGACCCUAUAUCCCGAAUACGCAGAUAUCCCUCUAUUACAAGUUUGGGAUUAGCCAUAAUUCUGACAGGGCGUGUUCAGAUAUGGGGAUAUGUUGUCAGUCUACACUUGUGGAAGCAAAUAUCUUGUUUAAUCAAGAUGAUGUCUAGUGUCAUCUAGAUAAAUAAUACAAAAAGUUUAAUUCUGGAUGAAUUCAGCUUUACUCAAGAUCCACAUAUUCAAGUAUCGUUCCACAGAUAUUUCUGUGUUCUGUGAAUAUCUGUUGAUUCUUAAUGUGCCUGUGGCUAAGGGAUGCAAAGUAGAAUUGUUUUAUACUGACUAUAUGUGUGACAUGUACAAUGCUUUUUUUUAAAAUAACUUUAUCAUUAUAUUCAGAUAGAUUCUGGGUUCUAGAAUAUUUAAAACAAAAAGGAUAAAAUGAUAAACCAAAGAGUCAACUUGUUAACUCUUCUUUUUCAAGAGAUGGGUUCUCGCUUGUAUGCCCAGCCUGGACUCCAACUCCUGGGCUCAAGCGAUCCUCCAGCCUCAGGUUCCUGAGUAGCUCAACAUUUUAUAUACAUACGAUGUUAUAAAGAAAUAUUCUUCCAAAUGAACUUCUGUUUUUAGAUCAAUAAAUGAAUAAUAAAUUAUUUUGUACAAACAUCAA